AUGGUUGCAGAAUUAGCCGCCCAUCACAGUCCAAACUGUGGGGCUGUAUGCAAUGACUCUGCAGCUUUGGCGAGCCAAGGGCCUCCGCUGCUGGUCGAUGCCUGGUUAGUCCCCACUUUUUUUGGGCUCAUCAUGCUGGUUGGUCUGGUUGGGAACUCGCUGGUCAUCCAUGUGGUCACCAAGCAUCAGCAGAUGAAGACUGUCACCAAUUUCUAUAUAGUAAAUCUAGCUACGACUGAUAUCUUGUUUCUGGUUUGCUGUGUGCCCUUCACUGCCACACUGUACCCACUGCCCAGCUGGAUUUUUGGAGAGUUUAUGUGUGGUCUGGUUAACUACCUUCAACAAGUGACUGCACAGGCAACCUGUAUCACUCUGUCUGCUAUGAGUGUGGACCGCUGCUAUGUGACUGUCUAUCCUCUUCAGUCCCUCCGACACCGCACACCCCGCAUGGCUCUGGCUGUCUCCGUGUCUAUCUGGAUAGGCUCUUUGCUUCUGUCCAUACCAGUGGCUGUGUACCAGCGCCUGGAGUCAGGAUACUGGUUUGGCCCUCAGACGUACUGCAGCGAGGUCUUCCCCUCUGCCCUCCUCCAGAGAGCCUUCAUCAUCUACAGCUUCCUGGCCGUCUACCUCCUCCCCCUGAUUACCAUCAUUGCCUGUUACGCCUUCAUGCUCAAGCGCAUGGGUCAGCCUAGCGUGGACCCCACUGACAGCAGCUACCAACUCCAGGCUCAGGCAGCGCGAGCAGCGGCAGUGCGCGCUCGAGUCUCCCGCAUGGUGGUGGUGAUGGUGGUCUUGUUCCUCAUCUGCUGGGGGCCCAUCCAGGUCUGCAUCCUGCUGCAAGCUUUUGGCUUUCGCAGUUACAUUCUAUACAAGCUGAAGAUUUGGGGUCACUGCAUGUCCUACUCCAACUCCUCUGUCAACCCACUGGUUUAUGCAUUCAUGGGCAAUAACUUUAGAAAAGCCUUCAAACAUGCCUUCCCUGUCAUUUCUCUGUGGCGUAUGAGAGGGAGAGUCAGGGUGGCAAAUAUGGACGCAGAGGAUGGGGGAGAGAUGGAUCACCAGGCACCCAAAGAAGAAGCAGAAAUGCACUUUCUUUCAUCUGGGUCGUAAAGGCCACCCUGGCCGUUUGGACACUGUGCUCUCAUUGUUUAUUUAUAGCUUGUUCUGAAGAUGAGAACAACCUGCUCACCGUGGUAUGCAUGGACAUACAAGCAACACAUACAAAGAGAAAGUAGCAACAUGGUAUGAUGGUUCCACAUAACUGUUUUUGGCAUAGCAGAGAAAGUACUUACUUUAGUAAAUGAAAGGUUUCAACAUGCACACGAACAUACAGUGUCUGUGCCACAUGAGUAUUUAGAAAGAAUGACUCGGAUGGUUCCUCUCGUGACUUGUUAUACAAUUAUCUUAAUCAAGUUUUUCUGGACUGGUUUGACUGAUGCAGCUGGUGUGACUUCUGUCUUAUUUGGUAUUUCUUAGGCUGGUGAAAAACACUGUACUUCAUUUGUUAGUGACAAUAUUUCUAUAGUACAAAUUUAUGGUUCAAACAAUUCUCAGCUUUUACACUGUGAAUCUUUUCCGUUUAUUCACUUUUAUCUCCUGCUCCUUCUGUGAUUGUCAAUUUUCCAGACUGUCCCAUAGUCCUGUUUUCUGCACGUUGUUCUUCCAUAUCUUUACAAAGCACAGCUUCACAUACCUGCUCUUGUAUUCAUUGUGUAAGCCUGAUUAUAGCCAUUCACAUCUGAGAUAGAGUCAUUUAUAGGUAAAACUUGAAGUAUGUUUAGUUACAUUUAGCCUCCAUACAGAUAAUCUGUACUUUAUAGAUGACUUACUUGAACAUCAUAUGUGAUGUUUGAAAUUUACAGAAUAUCCUAAAACUAAUACUGUAUCUUUACAGAAACAAUGACAGAGCUGCGCUAAUUUGUGGAACAUCCAGAUUCUUGCAUUACUGAAUUUUUCGUGAUUAAAUUCGAGUGACAUUGGGAAUUUGCAGCUAAAUGUUGUUACUGCUGUUUAUCAUUGUUUGAAAGAGAUAGUUUGGGAGACAGCGGUAGGCUUUAAAGCAAAUUCAUGAACUUGGUAUCUUAAAAUUUCCUACUGCAAAACUUCAUCCAGUCAGUUCAGAGGAACUUUGUGGUUUCUAUGCUAAUUUUAUAUAUUGAAAGAUAUUUAUUCAACAGCCUACCAGGUUAUAAUGUUGCUA
This is a messenger RNA of Melanotaenia boesemani (Boeseman's rainbowfish), 2200 nucleotides long. It is a transcript of the gene kiss1rb, whose product is annotated as KISS1 receptor b. Gene Ontology annotation, molecular function: G protein-coupled peptide receptor activity. The transcript is spliced from 6 exons. Gene Ontology annotation, cellular component: membrane. The record is from RefSeq and is a predicted model, not a curated record. Gene Ontology annotation, biological process: neuropeptide signaling pathway. The coding region runs from base 1 to 1110 and encodes 369 amino acids. Lineage: Eukaryota; Metazoa; Chordata; Actinopteri; Atheriniformes; Melanotaeniidae.